Messenger RNA from Fusarium oxysporum Fo47, 1417 nucleotides. RefSeq lists its product as uncharacterized. The transcript is spliced from 2 exons. NCBI's taxonomy places the organism in Eukaryota, Fungi, Ascomycota, Sordariomycetes, Hypocreales, Nectriaceae. Bases 105 to 1223 code for a protein of 372 amino acids. The record is from RefSeq and is a predicted model, not a curated record.
CGUCUACUUCUACGACCAUCCCGACUCGAAGCUCUUGAGCAAAGACAAUACCCUUUGCUUUUCAAUCAGACAUCCUCUCACUACCGAAACUACCUACCGUCAUCAUGGCGCAGACGCAGCCCCCCACCUUCAUCAACCUCCCGCCUCCCACCUCCAGGCCAGAGACCCCCUCUGAGAUGCCAGGCACUCCUACGAGCACCACUACCUCGCUUUCCGCCCUAUCUACCACUGCGAUCAAAGAUGGUCAUCGCGGCCACUUCCCACAGGGUCCUCUCAGUCGCGGACACCAACAUAACCCUUCCACCCAAAGCCUCGAGGCUGAACGUGCCGACCGAAUUUCCCGACUCGCUGGUCUCGAGCGAGUUUCAACCCUCCGGGCACCUCCUCAAGCGAACGCCCAAGGAGCAUCAUCUCCCUCGCCUCAGACCACGCCAACCUCUACAACUGGGUUUCCGCCCAACUACCCUGCUACACAGCACCUGACACCUGCAUAUUUCGAUAGCAAUGGCCAGCCUGUCGCCGUGACCAAGAUGAGUACUGUCGGAACGGCCAGCGCAACUGAGAGCCAUGUUGGCGAUGGCGAUGAUACGCGCACAACUGCUGGCGAACACGAUGAAGACAUGUUUAGCACCGAUACCAACUACCGUGAAGCCGAGUCAGUCGCAAGCAUGGGUGGCUAUCCCGACGCUAUGGAUGAGGACCUCGAUGGUGCCAAUGCUCGUUCUGUGGCUGGUUAUGACGAUCGCAUGAGCGAUGACGGCUCUGCCUCUCUCGUUGGGUUUGGUGAGGGUGCGGGCAGUACCGUAUCUGGGCCCAUUUAUCAUCGUCGAACGGCUCCCCAAGCUUGGGGUCUUGAAAGAACCAAUUCGGGUCUGAGCGACGCCCGGCGGGAGCGUGACACUCAUAUGGGCGGUGACACGCCUGUGAGUGUGUCUGCCCUCCAGGAGCGCCGGGACGCUCGCAUGAUGGACGGUGUCGCGACUGAUCCGAAUCCAGGCCAAGCACCAGAGAACGACUCUUUUGUUGACACAACCUUCCGAGGCCCUGUCUCUGCGUCGCAACCUCAAUCACAAACUGCUGCUGCUCAGGAGGCGGCAGAGCGUAUUGUCCAGAGGUUGGACAGAGGUGAGACAAGGGCGCCUGCUUCGGGUCUUGUAGGACCUGGGCGGGGUGACGAGCCUUUGGGCAAGUUCUACUUUGAAGGCGAGAAGCGUGAUGAUUAGAGAGGCUAUUAUAUCAAAAGAGAUAUCCCAGCUGAGCCUUCAUCUGCAAGGGUGGGGAUGACUCCAGAGCUGGAUUGAAGGACGCUGCUAGGCACGGCGAACUUGAGAGAUAUGGUCAUAUUUCUCAUGCUGUGCUCGCCCUCAGAAGGAGUUUCUAUGUUGUUUAGAUUAUAUGCGCACGCAUUGCUGUUCCG